Rubroshorea leprosula is the source of this 1886-nucleotide messenger RNA. NCBI's taxonomy places the organism in Eukaryota, Viridiplantae, Streptophyta, Magnoliopsida, Malvales, Dipterocarpaceae. The record is from the annotation of a GenBank genome assembly.
CUGGAAGAUUAAAAAUUCAAAACUACCCUUCAAUUUAAAGUGGAUAUCUAUGGGACUAUGUCUGCAAAUCCGAUAUUUCAUCUACCUACCGAAGACGAGGUUCUGUCAUUCAGACAAAAUUAGAAUGAUUUACAGAUCAUUCACCAGUUCAUCAUCAACACCGGCAUUGUUUCUUUUGAUGUUUUCUCCUCAGAAAGAAGAAGAAAAAUCCAAAUAAAGAGAUAAAAAGGAAGAGAGUUUAUUGUUUAUUUGGUAGUAUGAUAUGUUCUAGGCCUAUGUUCUUCAUAAAAAAAAAACACAACUUUAGUUCACCCGCUUAGAUCGGAUCCAAUUCCCCGCUUCCAAAUUUCCUACCUUUGAUUUCACCCUCUGGAUUUUGCCUUUUCAUCAUCCUCAGUAACAGCAAAAAUUAGCGAAUUCUAAAAAAACCCCACCGAAAACAGAGUAAAAACGACGCCUUUGAAGUUUUCAAAGACGAAAGCUUUCACCUUGAUGAUCGUUGCAUGAGGGUUUAGGCUCCAUAUCUGAACCGGAUUUUUUUUCUUUGUGGGUGGUAAAUGGGAAACGUGACGUCAAAUGUGGCGGCAAAGUUUGCGUUUUUCCCUCCAGACCCGGCGACGUACCAAGUGUGUAGGGAGCAGGAUGGAAGGGUGGUGUUGUCGGGGUUGACGGUAGAUAAGAACGUGGAUGUGCAUUUGCUGGAUACCAAAGCGGGAAAUAAGGUCGUCGCCACCUUCUGGAAGCACCCUUUUGCCCGGUUCACGCUAUUGUAUUCCCAUGGCAAUGCUGCAGACUUGGGUCAGAUGCAUGAGCUCUUCAUUGAGCUCAGAGCACACCUUCGAGUUAAUAUUAUGAGUUAUGAUUAUUCAGGAUAUGGAGCCUCAACUGGAAAGCCGACUGAGCUCAACACAUAUUAUGACAUUGAAGCAGUAUACAACUGUUUGAAGAGCGAUUAUGGAGUUAAGCAAGAAGAAUUGAUAUUGUAUGGCCAAUCUGUUGGAAGUGGUCCGACUUUGCACUUGGCUUCCCGAUUACAAAGAGUGAGAGGAGUUGUCCUUCACAGUGCCAUCCUUUCAGGCAUAAGGGUCUUAUAUCCUGUCAAGAUGACAUUUUGGUUUGACAUUUUUAAGAAUAUAGACAAAAUACGACAUGUCAACUGUCCAGUUCUAGUUAUACAUGGAACAGAUGAUGAUAUUGUUGAUUGGUCUCAUGGGAAGCAGUUGUGGGAGCUUUCCAAGGAGAAGUAUGAUCCUUUAUGGGUCAAAGGUGGUGGCCAUUGCAACCUUGAGACUUAUCCUGAGUACAUAAAACAUUUGCGCAAGUUCAUAAAUGAGAUGGAGAGGCUCUCCCUUACAAAACCAGUGAAAGAACUCACUUCUGUCUCAAGCAUUUCAGAAACUAAACACAACAAAUGCUUGAGAUUUGGGAAAAGAUAGCCUGAUACAAGAUGGUAGUGAUCAAAACAUGUAGUUAUAUUGCAGUAUGAGCCCAACCCCUAGAAUUGGUGUUGCCUGCUUUUCACUCCAUGCACCCAGUGAUUGUCAUCCAAGGUUAUUGUGCUUGGUUUUCCUCUGAGAUUAAGAACUAUUCAGAACUUUAGACACUUCUUUUGAUCCGGAUCCUUGAGAGUGAUCCAAAUCCCGUUCUGAUAAAAAUUUUUAGGUGUGGGGUGAUUGCAUUGAUAUUUCAUUCAUGAGAUCAAAAGUGUUGCAUCAGAAUCCCAGAGAAAAUCUAUCUUGGUGUGGAUUUCAUGUAUAAUUUGAUGAAGUUGGUCUGUGGAAAAACUAUCACCAUUUUUAAGAAAGGAUAUACAUGCGUUUUGUUUACUAUUGACCAUGUAUCUUUUCUUGUCCUCUUUUUCUUUCCUGUACAAUCUUUAGCUUGUU